AUGGCGGAGAGCUUCACUGUCCCCUACAAGAUCUCCCUGCCCGAAGGUAUCCGCGCAAGCGCCGUGCUGAGAAUCCGCGGUUUGGUUCCCCAUAACGCUAGCAGGUUCUAUGUAAACCUGCUGUGUAGCGAGGCGCAGGACGCCAACGCCGCCCUGCAUUUCAAUCCCCGGAUGGACACGUCCGAGGUGGUCUUCAACAGCAAGAAGCAGGGCGCCUGGGGCAUCGAGGAGCGCGGCCACGGUGUUCCCUUCUACCGCGGCCAGCCCUUCGAAGUGCUCCUCAUCACCUCCGAGGACGGCUUCAAGGUCGUGGUCGGGGACUCGGAAUAUCACCUGUUCCGGCACCGGAUGCCGUUGGCGAGCGUGCGCCUGCUGGAGGUGGGCGGGGACGUGCAGCUGGAGUCGGUGCGGAUCUUCUGA
This is a messenger RNA of Trichechus manatus latirostris (Florida manatee), 420 nucleotides long. It is a transcript of the gene LGALS7, whose product is annotated as galectin 7. The record is from RefSeq and is a predicted model, not a curated record. Gene Ontology annotation, molecular function: carbohydrate binding. The coding region runs from base 1 to 420 and encodes 139 amino acids. The transcript has 4 exons. NCBI's taxonomy places the organism in Eukaryota, Metazoa, Chordata, Mammalia, Sirenia, Trichechidae.